CGCCUUGUCGCCUGUUGCCGUACUUGUCACUGACGGACGGAGCUUCAGCUUCACCUCAACACCUCUCCCCUCGCUGAUUACCCCCAGCUUUCCGAUCGACACCGUGAGAAUUAUUUUGAAGGGCGUCGAACUCAAGUCAUCCCCAUGGCGGACCGCUACUCAUUCUCCUUGACAACUUUCUCUCCCAGCGGAAAGCUGGUGCAGAUCGAAUAUGCUCUGAACGCUGUCAACCAGGGUGUAACUGCUCUGGGCAUCAAAGCCACAAACGGUGUCGUACUUGCUACAGAAAAGAAGUCAUCCUCGCCACUGAUUGACCCACCCUCUCUUUCUAAAGUCUCCUUGAUCACACCUGACAUUGGCGUGGUCUACUCGGGGAUGGGCCCUGACUACCGUGUGCUUGUCGACAAAGCACGCAAGGUGUCCCACACUGGCUACAAGCGGAUCUACAAUGAAUAUCCUCCUACCCGAAUACUGGUCCAGGAUGUCGCUCGUGUUGUCCAGGAAGCUACGCAAUCUGGUGGUGUCCGGCCCUACGGUGUCAGCUUACUCAUUGCAGGCUGGGAUGAGGGUAUCGAGCCAGAGACGGGGGAAAAGCAAAUAGAGGCGGAGGGUGAGGUUAAAAAGGUCUCGGGGAAGACGGGUGGAAUCCUGAAAGGUGGACCUAGUCUGUACCAAGUUGACCCGAGUGGAAGCUACUUCCCGUGGAAGGCUACCGCUAUUGGAAAGCAUGCCACAAGUGCGAAGACUUUCCUGGAAAAGCGGUACACUGAGGGACUGGAGCUCGAAGAUGCUAUUCACAUUGCUCUUCUCACCCUGAAGGAGACCAUCGAGGGUGAAAUGAAUGGCGAGACCAUCGAGAUUGGUAUCGUCGGUCCUCCCGCUGAUCAUUUGCUGGGAUACGAGGGUGUUGAUGGGGCAAGAGGUCCCCGAUUCAGGAAACUGAGCAAAGAGGAGAUUGAAGAUUAUCUGACUAAUCUAUGAUGGAUACGUAUCGGCAUCGGUGUUCACUAGCCUUGUAAUAUGGUAGAGUCAUGAAAUCAUGCGAGGCGCAAUUAACGAAAUGAAAGAUGAUCUUGCGUCCUACAUAAAUCUACUAUAUACGAUGAUGCUGAAGGUCACUUACGAUCUCUGUAUCGCCUGCCGCAGUCGGUUUCAUGCAUAGUUCUUGACAGAAGUGGUUUUAGUAAGACUGAGCGGAUUUUUAUGCGCGUAUGUACAAUGAAUGCCUCUUGCCUCACCUUGAUGUGGGCUCUCAACUAUAAUUGAAGAGCG
Messenger RNA from Paecilomyces variotii, 1272 nucleotides. Its product is annotated as putative proteasome component Pre8. The coding region runs from base 145 to 981 and encodes 278 amino acids. Gene Ontology annotation, cellular component: proteasome core complex, alpha-subunit complex; proteasome core complex. Lineage: Eukaryota; Fungi; Ascomycota; Eurotiomycetes; Eurotiales; Thermoascaceae. Gene Ontology annotation, biological process: ubiquitin-dependent protein catabolic process. The transcript is spliced from 5 exons. The record is from RefSeq and is a predicted model, not a curated record.